UUAUUUGCUGGAGGAAAAGGGACCCUCCUGUGGAAGUGGUUGGUUACCCCAGUACAGUCUGUGGUAGUCAGUGAGUGCGCAGAGUGGUCAUUGAAACAAAAUUCAUUUUUGGAAGUGUUUGGGAGCAGUAAUCCUCGCGAAUAAAACGUUCCUGGUGAUGAUAUCAAAACCUUUAACAAGCAAGUCUGUCUAAGGCGGUUUCGAAGCGAUAGCACAGAGAAACAGCGAAACAAACAAAUUGAUAGAUAUCGUUGGCAAUAAGCUGCAAAGGACAUAAUCCUGUGGACUUUGAGAUCUGGGAUCGUUCCUCAGCAGGACACCGCCCCCUGGAGGAGAGGCCCUGACCCGUCUCCCGUCCGAGUGUCCUCCUGAAGUCGCCAAGAUCGGUUUGUGCAGCAGCUCCCUCUUCAGGGGCGGGUCCUCUUCCUCUCCACCUCCUGCUUCCCUUCCGGAGAAGCCGAGGAGCAGUCCCUCCGACGUGUCAGAGGUCCCCGCCCAGGCUUCUUCGCCCUCUUCUCCACCCGUGACGUCCGUCCCGUCACCCGCCGAAGAAGGCCGCCCGCAGAGCUCAGACGAACACCCACUGGAACCAGCUUCCUCCGUGUCUCCUACGUCGAAGUUCUCCCCGGAGGGAGAUUCUGCGGGUCCAUUGACGAGUAGCGGGUCGUCGAGUAGCGGGUCGUCGAGUAGCGGGACGUCCUCCGUCGUGCCUAUCGCUCCGUCCACUCCGCCACCCAUCCCAAAGGGUUCCCCGUCGGAGGACACCUCGCACUCGGCGGAGGGGGAAGGGGUAGAAGGGGCGGGAGGAGGCGAGAUGAGUACCGAGGUGGCCUCGCCCGCGCCUCCCCUUCUGAGGGAGCCCGUCGAUUUGGACUUCGAAGAGCCUCCACUCAACCGGUUCACCCGGAGGAAGUCAGUCUUCGCGGAGACCUACGACCCUGAAGAAGACGACGACGAUGGAGAAAGGAUCAUACACGCAAAAUCAGACGACCAACGUCAAAGGUUGUCCGAAGCCGUCAAAACCAUAUUCCUCUUCAGAUCACUUGAUAACGACCAAAUGGGAGAGGUCUUGGACGCCAUGUUUGAGAGAAAGGUCACUGAAAACGAGCACGUCAUCAAGCAAGGCGAUGAUGGAGACAAUUUCUACGUCAUAGAGUCGGGCGUCUACAACAUAUACGUCAAAACCGAUAAUGACGCUGAACCCAGGCUGGUGGGUAAUUACGACAACUCCGGAAGUUUUGGCGAGUUGGCCCUCAUGUACAAUCUGCCCAGGGCUGCCACUAUCCAGGCUGUGACGACGGGGUCCCUCUGGGCCAUGGAUCGACAGACGUUCAGGAGGAUAUUGCUGAAAUCUGCCUGCAAAAAGAGGAAGAUGUAUGAGGCCCUCCUCGAGAACGUGCCCAUGUUGAAAACACUCGAGAAAUACGAGAGGCUGAACUUGGCUGAUGCAUUGGUCCCCAAGGAGUACCCUGCAGGAGCCCAGAUCAUCCUUCAAGGAGACUCUGCUGAUGGCAUGUACUUCCUGGAGGACGGAACUGUCCGGAUCUCCAUGGUGAACUCCGAAAAUGAGGAAAAGGAGAUAAGUCGAGUGACUGUUGGAGGUUACUUCGGUGAACUGGCUUUGGUCACCAAAAAGCCCCGAGCAGCUUCUGUUUAUGCUUGUGGGAAGGCCAAAGUAGCAUUCUUAGACGUGGAGGCCUUCGAGCGCCUGCUUGGUCCCUGCAUGGAUCUGAUGAAGAGGAACAUUGAGGAUUACGAAAACGAGCUUCUUAGGAUCUUUGGCUCUAAGGCUAACAUCUCAGACAUCCGAUGAAGCAACACCAAGUUAACUUAGUUUCCCCAGUCACCAAAUAAUAAUAAUAAUAAUAAAUAAUAAUAAUAAUAAUAAUUAAUAAUAAUAAUAAUACUAUGCGUUUCAAUGAAUCGUCUAUGGGUGUGGGAGGGAAGAAAUAUACAUAAAUGGAGUUUUGUCCUUCGCCAUUGUUGAGAUGAAGACGGCGGCGGUGGUGGUGGUGAGGAUCCUUGCAGAUGGUGGGAGAUGAUGAUCAUGCUGAUUAUAUUGAAAAUAAAUAAAUGAAUGAAUGAAUAGAAGAGAUCCAUGAGAGAAAUGGAGAAAAUAUAUAGAUAUAUAUAAUGAUUGUUGUAACCACAUAGCUCAUCUUAGCUUUGGACUUUCUUCAGCGUUCACGCCAGUGGCAAGCUGGCGUGGCGCAGGGUCUGUCGGUGUCUUCGUGUUCAAACUAAAGAGUAAAAGAAUCUACUUUGUUCCUCAAAAGUGAACCUGUUAAGGAUAACAAAGAAAUGACUUGAGUAUUUUUGCUAAAUUCUGGUGUUCUGCUGUAAUUGACAACCCCCAUGGGACAACUGAUGUAAACCUAUUCACCGUCUCUAUUCACAAAUCUUAAGCUAAGAGUAAACAGACCCUUAUUUAUUGGUACCCGUAACUGGAAAUACUGAUUUUUCUUAUUUUCAUUGUAAUCGUUAAUAUAAUUUUUAGUCUUGGGAUGACUUUCGCAACAAGUACAGUGCUGUAACUCGGCGGCGUGGCGCUUACGGCCAUUGAGUUGACUCGAGUGAGCCGAGGUACUACACCAUAUCGGGUUGCUUUCAAUCGUCCUGGAUUGAUUCAGUCUUUAUACUUUGAGGUGGAGAAGAGAUCCAACAGCCAUCUUUCCUAUGAUUGAUUAUCUGUUAACGUCUGUGUACAUUUUUGUGAUUUUGUCAAGUGUAUAAAAAUCUUUUGAUUCUU
Messenger RNA from Macrobrachium nipponense, 2749 nucleotides. RefSeq names its product cAMP-dependent protein kinase type II regulatory subunit-like (gene Pka-R2). Gene Ontology annotation, biological process: negative regulation of cAMP-dependent protein kinase activity. The coding region runs from base 815 to 1813 and encodes 332 amino acids. Gene Ontology annotation, cellular component: cAMP-dependent protein kinase complex. Lineage: Eukaryota; Metazoa; Arthropoda; Malacostraca; Decapoda; Palaemonidae. Gene Ontology annotation, molecular function: cAMP binding; cAMP-dependent protein kinase inhibitor activity; protein kinase A catalytic subunit binding. The record is from RefSeq and is a predicted model, not a curated record. The transcript has 9 exons.